AUGAGGGUUGGAGACUGUGUGGAUCCUCCUUUGAAGAAAUGCGAUGUAACUCAAACAUCUGUGGAUACAACUGAUGUUUUUGUAACUGGUCAAAAAUUUACUACAAGAGAAGAGGCGAUAAGUUGGAUUAAGGAGGUUGGAAUCAGGAAUAAAGUGACAGUUAUAAUAGCUUGUUCAAAUAUCAAAACAGGCAAGAGAGGAAGAAGAGAUAAAUUAGUAUUUGGUUGUGAUAGAGGUGGAAAAUACAAAAAAACAGAUAGCGAAACCCAAAGUGCUAGUAAGAGAUGUGGUUGUCCUUUCAAAAUUAGGUCAACGCCGUCGAAAGAUGGUUCUGGAUGGAAGAUCGAUGUAAAAUGCGGAGUACACAACCACGGCUUACCUGAUAGAUUUGAAGGUCAUGCUUUCGUAAGUCGACUAAAUACAGAUGAUAAGCAACAUAUUGUUGAUUUGACAAAACGCCAUGUUCCACCGAGACACAUAUUAUUGUCAUUGCAAGAGCGUGACCCGGAGAAUGUCACUCGGAUCACGCAAAUAUACAAACAUAAGAGUAAGAUACAAAAAGACAUAAGGGGUCCUAGAACAGAAAUGCAACAAUUGCUCAAGUUGGUUGAAGAAUCAGGUUAUGUUUACUGGAGUAGGAAAAAGGAUGAGUCAGAAGUUGUGAGAGAUAUUUUUUGGGCACAUCCAGAAUCAGUGAAGUUGUUGAGUAUGUUUCCUAUUGUAUUGAUUAUGGACUGCACAUACAAGACAAACAAGUACAGGCAACCGUUGUUUGAAAUAGUUGGUAUGACAUCAACUAAAUUAACAUUUGCUGUUGCAUUUGCCUAUAUGAAAUCUGAGCAGACAGAGACUUUUUGUUGGGUAUUGGAUAAGUUGAAACAGUUGUUUAUCAAGCAGGAUAAUUGUCCUCAAGUAAUCUUGACUGAUAGAGAUCUUGCUUUAAUGAAAGCCAUUGAAACAGUAUUUCCAAAGACAACUAAUUUGCUUUGCCGAUUUCACAUCAACAAAAACGUGAAAUCAAAGUGUAAGGAACAUGUUGUGGAUGAUAUGCGAGAAACAGUGGAGAAAAUGUGGUUUGAACUGAUAAAGGCUAGUGAUGAGAUGGAGUACCAUCAACGGUUGAAACAACUUGAGGAUGCAUGUGUUGACUACAAAGGUUUUAUUGAUUAUGUGAAUGACACAUGGUUGACACCGCACAUACAUCGAUUUGUCGAAGCAUGGAUCAAUCAAGUGUUACAUUUGGGCAACACCACAACAAAUAGGGUGGAGUCUGCGCAUUGGAAACUUAAGCAAAUGUUAGAGAAUAGCUUAGGUGAUUUAUGCAAAUGUUGGGAGGCUAUGAAUGACAAUAUCAAGAUACAAGUGGGCAACAUUAGAGCUUCAUUUCAGAAGAGUUUUUAUGAAGUUGAGCAUGCACAUACUAGUCCUUUUUAUUCAAAUUUGCGUGGUUCAGUAUCAAGAGCUGCAUUGAGGCAGAUAGCUGAAGAGUGGUUGAGGAUUGACAUGGUGGGUACCGAUUCGCAAAAGUGA
Molecule: messenger RNA, 1530 nt
Organism: Vicia villosa (hairy vetch)
Lineage: Eukaryota; Viridiplantae; Streptophyta; Magnoliopsida; Fabales; Fabaceae
Product: putative protein FAR1-RELATED SEQUENCE 10
Exons: 3
Coding region: 1-1530 (509 amino acids)
Molecular function (GO): DNA-binding transcription factor activity, RNA polymerase II-specific
Source: RefSeq, a predicted model, not a curated record